Messenger RNA from Candidozyma pseudohaemuli, 321 nucleotides. RefSeq lists its product as uncharacterized. Gene Ontology annotation, molecular function: single-stranded DNA binding; damaged DNA binding. Gene Ontology annotation, cellular component: DNA replication factor A complex; nucleus; site of double-strand break. The coding region runs from base 1 to 321 and encodes 106 amino acids. NCBI's taxonomy places the organism in Eukaryota, Fungi, Ascomycota, Pichiomycetes, Serinales, Metschnikowiaceae. Gene Ontology annotation, biological process: DNA replication; mismatch repair; double-strand break repair via homologous recombination. The record is from RefSeq and is a predicted model, not a curated record. The transcript has a single exon.
AUGGACGCUGCUAGUGUGAGAGUACAAGCCUCUACGAUAAAGGACUUUGGAGGACGCGUUGUUAGAGUUGUUGGAAGCGUCGAGAAUAUCGAUUUCGGCUCGAGCACAGCUACUUUAAAUGCUGGAGGUCCAAUCCAGGUGACUGUGAACGCGAACGAUGGUCUAGAAGUUGGCAAAAUCUACGAGGUCAUUGGGAAAGUGGGUGCUUCUGACUACAAGGUCAAUGCCUACUCCGUGACGCGUUUCUCCGAUAAUACGAAUUUGGAAUUGCACAACAAGCUUGCUGCCCUUGUUCCCAAGGUGCCUGAGCUCUUCUACUAA